Messenger RNA from Fukomys damarensis (Damara mole-rat), 921 nucleotides. Its product is annotated as olfactory receptor 52B2. Gene Ontology annotation, biological process: G protein-coupled receptor signaling pathway. The transcript has a single exon. Lineage: Eukaryota; Metazoa; Chordata; Mammalia; Rodentia; Bathyergidae. Gene Ontology annotation, cellular component: membrane. Gene Ontology annotation, molecular function: olfactory receptor activity; G protein-coupled receptor activity. The record is from RefSeq and is a predicted model, not a curated record. Bases 1 to 921 code for a protein of 306 amino acids.
AUGUCUACGUGCAACAACUCCAUUCCUCGGCCCUUGAAAUUUGUUCUAGCUGGAAUACCUGGCCUGGAAUCUUCCCACGGCUGGUUCUCUGUGCCUUUUUUCUUGAUAUUUGUCAUUACGAUCAUGGGCAACAUCACCAUUGUAUGUAUCAUCCGGAUAGAGAAGAGUCUUCAUGAGCCCAUGUUUCUCCUCCUGGCUAUGCUAUCAGUUGUUGACCUCUGCUUGGUCAGUGUCACUGUGCCCCGCAUGCUGGGUAUAUUCUGGAUGAAUGCCAAGGAAAUCAGCUUUGAUGCCUGCCUCACACAGAUGUUUUUCAUCCCUUCCUUUUAUGUCAUGGAAUCUGGGAUCCUCCUGGCCAUGGCUUUUGACAGAUUUGUGGCUAUCUGGUAUCCUCUGAGAUAUGUAACCAUCUUUGAUAUGAAAGUACUUGUAAAGAUGGCACUAGCUAUCCUGGCAAGAGCAAUAGCAGUGCUGACCCCAGCACCCAUCUUGGCAAAAAGACUGGAAAGCUUCCAAACCCACGUAAUUGCUUACUCUUACUGUGCCUACAUGGCUGUGGUGAUGAUAGCCUGUGGAGACAUCUCUGACCACAUUGUCUAUGGCCUCAUGGUUAUAGUAGCAUCCGUGGGAUUUGAUUUGUUUUUUAUCAUUCUGUCCUAUGGACUCAUCCUUCACGCUGUCUUUCGGAUACCGUCUUGCGAAGCACGAGGCAAAGCUCUCAGCACAUGUGGCUCUCAUUUUUGUGUUAUUGGCCUCUUUUAUUCUCCUGUUGUCUUUUCUGUCCUGGCCCAGAUUUUCGGCUACCGUAUGGCUCCCCAUCUACAGAUCAUCAUUGACAACCUUUACUUCCUGGUCCCUCCCAUGGUUAACCCUCUGAUUUAUGGAGCACGGACCCAACAAAUCCGGGAGUGGGUAUUGUGA